Colletotrichum chrysophilum is the source of this 435-nucleotide messenger RNA. RefSeq lists its product as uncharacterized. Gene Ontology annotation, biological process: adenylate cyclase-activating G protein-coupled receptor signaling pathway; cell surface receptor signaling pathway. NCBI's taxonomy places the organism in Eukaryota, Fungi, Ascomycota, Sordariomycetes, Glomerellales, Glomerellaceae. Gene Ontology annotation, molecular function: G protein-coupled receptor activity. The coding region runs from base 1 to 435 and encodes 144 amino acids. The transcript is spliced from 3 exons. Gene Ontology annotation, cellular component: plasma membrane. The record is from RefSeq and is a predicted model, not a curated record.
AUGAGCGACCUCAUCAUGGCCGUCAACUUCCUCUGCUCCACUGCGAUGAAUAUAUCCGGUCGACUUAUCGGUGCACCCGAGAAUGCCACCUUCUGUAGCUACAACGGCUUCAUGACGCAGUUCUUCGUUAUACAAACCGACUAUUGGGUUCUCACUAUUGCCGUUUGCACAUAUUUCAUCCUUGCUGGCCACAAGAGACAAUCGACGUGGAUUCAAAACCAUGAAUAUCUUAUCUGGUCACUCCCCUGGCUUUUCUCAACUAUUUGGGCGCUCAUCGGCCUCGUCAAAGACGCAUACCGCGACAUAGGCGCUUGGUGCUGGUUCGAAUCCGAUCGGACUCGUCUACUGGUCAACUUCGUCCCACGAUAUUGCCCGCUUGAUGCUGUUGUACCCUCUCGCAUACGCCGUCAUCUGGUCACUUCCAACGGCGAUUAG